Molecule: messenger RNA, 1824 nt
Organism: Quercus lobata
Lineage: Eukaryota; Viridiplantae; Streptophyta; Magnoliopsida; Fagales; Fagaceae
Product: protein NRT1/ PTR FAMILY 2.6-like
Exons: 4
Coding region: 26-1750 (574 amino acids)
Biological process (GO): transmembrane transport; oligopeptide transport
Cellular component (GO): membrane
Molecular function (GO): transmembrane transporter activity
Source: RefSeq, a predicted model, not a curated record
AGCUGAAAUCUAGUUCAGAGAAAGAAUGGAACGCGUGGAAUCAUCACAACACUCUGAAAGGGAGCUUUAUGCCUUGACUACACCCAAUGAAGAAGCUGAACAAGCAUCUAACGAGUCCAAACAAGGAGGCUGGAUUACCUUCCCAUUCAUUACAGGAACUCUAUUUGGGCUUUCCCUAGUAGCUGGUGGAUGGGCAUCGAAUUUGAUAGUAUAUCUAAUAACAGAGUAUAACGUGAAAAGCAUUACCGCUACAAAAAUUUCUAACGUUGUACAGGGUAGCAAUUGUCUCUUUCCAGUUGCCGGUGCCAUCAUUGCCGACUCUUUCUUAGGCUCUUUCCCUGUCGUUGCCUUCUUCACCUUUGUUUCCUUACUGGGUAUGAUCAUGUUCACCAUAACGGCUACAAUACAGUCCUUGAGGCCACCGGGAUGUGCAGUUGGCUCACACACAUGUGAAGCCCCAUCAAAUCUUCAAUACGGAGUCCUCUACAUGACCUUACUGCUUGCUUCACUAGGCCUUGGAGGCACACGCUUCACAAUUGCAACUAUGGGAGCUGGACAAUUUGACAAGCCCAAUGAUCAAGCAACUUUCUUUAAUUGGUAUUUUUUCGCCUUGUAUUUUGCUAAUGCAAUCAGCUUCUCUGCCAUUGUCUAUAUCCAGGACAAUGUGAGUUGGGGAUUAGGGUUUGGAAUAUGUGUCAUUGCAAAUGCUAUUGGCCUAGUCUUAUUUGUAUUGGGAAAGCGAUUUUAUCGCCAAAUUAAACCAAAUGGAAGCCCUUUCACAAGCAUAGCUCGUGUCAUGGUUGCAGCAAUUCGAAAGAGAAAAAUACUAAAAACUGUUGGAAGGCAGGAUUAUUAUUUUGGAUUCACUGAAGCGUCAAAGAUGGAAGACAAUUUACCAACUAAGAGUUUCAGAUUCUUAAAUCUUGCAGCACUUAAAACUGAAGGUGAUAGACAAUUAAAUGGCUUGUAUGCAAGAUCAUGGAAGCUAUGUACCGUGGAAGAAGUGGAAGAUCUCAAAACCCUAAUCCGAAUUAUCCCAUUAUGGUCUACUGGAAUUUUCUUGGGUAUUUCAGUAGGAAUUUUGUCUAGCCUCGUAACCCUUCAAGCACUAACUAUGGAUCGACACCUUGGGCCCCAUUUCAAAAUCCCAGCUGGAACAUUUCUAUUCUUCAACAUCUUAGCUACAAUCAUCUCAAUCCUUAUUAUUGAUCGUUUCCUCCUCCCCACGUGGCGAAAUCUAGCUCGUCGAACAUUGACACCUCUCCAACGUAUUGGAAUUGGCCACAUCAUCACUAUAUUUGGUUUGGUGGGGGCUGCCUUAAUUGAAUCUAAACGACUCCACGUGGCCCGAACCCAUCACCUCAUGGGUCAGCCUAGCUUGGUUGUGUCCAUGUCAGCGCUAUGGCUUGUGGUACCACUAGGCAUUGUGGGUAUUGGUGAGGGAUUUCAUUUCCCAGGAUCAGUUGGAUUGUAUUAUCAAGAAUUUCCAAAGUCACUAAAAAGUACAUCCACUGCUAUGGUCUCGUUAUUACUCGCAAUUGGGUUAUAUCUUAGUCCGGCAAUUACAAGUUUGGUAGAGCGAAUCACGGGAUGGUUACCAAACAAUAUUAAUGAUGGAAGACUUGAUAAUGUGUAUUGGAUGUUGGUAGUAAUAGGAGUGGUGAAUUUUGGCUACUUUCUAAUUUGUGCCAAGAUGUUUAAGUAUCAAAAUGUUGAGGACCAUAAUGGGCCUUCAGGGCUAGCUCUCUAAAAUCAUGAAGAUUGUAAUUGUUUUUAUAAAUAACUAGUCGCUAACCUGUGCGAUGCACGGACUAGUUGUGAAGA